AUGGGUGGAGAGAGCUGCCAGCGGGCGGUAGCAGAAAUUCAGAAUCGAAUAAAGGCGCCGCCAUUUAUUAUCGAACUGUUCGCUGCUCGGCGGCGAACAAGCCCUCGCCGUCCGCUGAGAUUCAAGCGACAAGUAUUUAAAAAAUACGAACAGCAGCUAUAUCGCGACUAUAAAAUUGUCCUUUUGCUUCUGGCUCUUGUAGCAGUUCCAUGGAUGCUAUUUCCGAAACCAUUCAUCUUAAGGAGGCUUCACAAAGAGAUUUCAAGGUCGUACUUAUGGCAUGCUGGGCACAUCAGAGAUGGAUCUGGAUGUCGAACCUGAUUCUGCUAGACUUAGGCACCACCACGAGGAUUUCAACUUCAGUGAAAUGUUUGUGCAUCAGAUGAUCCAUUCAAUUGAAUUUGUCUUGGGGGCUGUCUCAA
Molecule: messenger RNA, 422 nt
Organism: Asparagus officinalis (garden asparagus)
Lineage: Eukaryota; Viridiplantae; Streptophyta; Magnoliopsida; Asparagales; Asparagaceae
Exons: 6
Coding region: 1-321 (106 amino acids)
Source: RefSeq, a predicted model, not a curated record